AUGUUUUUUUCAAAGAUGAGUCGGCAGCAGCUGUUUACUUUAAUUGCGAUGGCAUCCAUAAACUUCAGCUCAAUGAUCUGCUAUUCGAUAUUAGGACCAUUUUUUCCACCAGAGGCAGAAAGGAAAGGAGUUAGCCAGGCAGUAAUUGGAUUAAUAUUUGGAUGCUAUGCCUUCUUCACUUUGGUUGGAUCGUUGGUCUUGGGAAAAUAUAUUGUCCAGAUUGGGGCAAAAUGUAUGAUAAUUGCAGGUCUGGUAAUUUCAGGUGUGACUACUAUAGUCUUUGGGUUCCUAGACAGAGCUCCUGAAGGAACCAUCUUUAUAGUGCUCUGUUUUGUCAUAAGAUCUAUAAAUGCAGUUGGCUUUGCUGGUGCUGUAACAUCCUCUUUCGCUGUGUCAGCAAAAGUGUUUCCCGACAGUAUAGCAACGAUCCUGGGCUUUAUUGAGAUUUUUACAGGAAUGGGCCUCAUACUGGGACCACCUUUGGGUGGAUGGAUGUACCAAGCAUUUGGAUAUGAAAUUCCAUUCAUUGUUUUGGGAAGUGUUCUGUUUUUGACAGUCCCCUUAAUUAUGUGGAUUUUACCAAACUUUGAUGCGGUUGCCUCACAUGGUUCCUUCUUCAAGCUGUGCUCACGAGUAAAGAUGAUGCUUAUUUGCUUUGUGGUGUUCACGCUGAGUUCAGGAAUCGGCUUUUUGGAUGCCACCCUAUCAAUAUUUGCCAUGGAAGCGUUUGGCCUGACUGCUGAGUCUGUGGGGCUGCUCAUGGUCGCGGUGUCAUUACCCUACGGAGCUGCUUCACCCAUCCUUGGGAUAAUCAGUGAUAAGUAUCCAUUCAUCAGAAAGUGGAUGAUGGCAAUAGGAGGAAUAGCAACAGCAGUUGGCUUUUGUUUACUUGGACCUGUUCCUGUCUUUCAUAUUGAAAGUGAGCUUUGGCUUGCUGUUGUCAUGCUGGUGGUCAUCGGGUUUUCUCUUUGUAUGACCUGCAUCCCCACCUUCACUGAGAUGCUCAUUUGUGCACAUGAAAAUGGGUUUGAGGAAAGCUUAAGCACACUGGGUUUGGUAUCAGGACUGUUUUCGGCCGUGUGGUCUGCAGGGAUGUUCUUCGGGCCAACUGUUGGUGGAUUUAUCACACAGAAACUGAAUUUUGAAUGGGGUGCAGGUUUUCAGGGGGGAGUCACCUUUGUUGCUGCAUUCCUAUUAAUAUUAUUUUUAACCAAAGAAGAAAUAUACAAGUCAAGAAGUCUGAAAAUCAGUGGAGCUGAAUGCACAUCAUAUGCAGGAGAAAAAUCCCCUCUUCUCCGCUCAUCUUCGGAAACUUCUGUAUAACUUGGUACCCUAAUGUCUGACCAAAUUGAAGGUAUUUGUGAUGUAUUGAUGCGUCACAAUGAGGAAAACUGAAUUUUCUUACUAUUAAUAGUUGUGUUAAGAAAACACAGAAGAUGUUUGUUUUAGAGUUUAACUUGGGAAUAAUCCCCAAAUUUGUGAUGGACAAUCAGGUGCUAUAAUUUGUAAAACAAGUUUAUUGUAUUUGAAACAUAUUGGGAACUGAAAACCUAUAGCUAUAGUUGUAUCUAUCCACUACAAAAGGCAUGUAGCAUGGAGUGUGCAUAUAAAAACACAAUUUGUAUAUAUCAAUUUUUACAGAGUAAUUAUUAUUAAUGAUGCUCUUUCUUUCUACAAAGAGAAAUAAGCCUGUAAAUAAUAUUGUGUGCCAAAAUGUUUCAAUAUGCUUUUACUAACUCAUCUUUGUUCAAUUACAUAUAAUAAUGUUAUUCUUUCUCAUUUAUGAUUGUAUGUAAUUGUGCUA
Clarias gariepinus (North African catfish) is the source of this 1804-nucleotide messenger RNA. It is a transcript of the gene slc18b1, whose product is annotated as solute carrier family 18 member B1. The record is from RefSeq and is a predicted model, not a curated record. The coding region runs from base 1 to 1323 and encodes 440 amino acids. NCBI's taxonomy places the organism in Eukaryota, Metazoa, Chordata, Actinopteri, Siluriformes, Clariidae. The transcript has 13 exons. Gene Ontology annotation, biological process: transmembrane transport. Gene Ontology annotation, molecular function: transmembrane transporter activity.